This is a messenger RNA of Cryptococcus wingfieldii CBS 7118, 741 nucleotides long. RefSeq lists its product as hypothetical. The record is from RefSeq and is a predicted model, not a curated record. The transcript is spliced from 3 exons. Bases 1 to 741 code for a protein of 246 amino acids. NCBI's taxonomy places the organism in Eukaryota, Fungi, Basidiomycota, Tremellomycetes, Tremellales, Cryptococcaceae.
AUGAGACUAACCCCCCCCUAUUCGGUUGACGAGGCAAUCGGCGCCACUUGGACCUCAAUUGUUCAUGACGGCAAACAGGAAUCUCCCAUCCAUGUCUACCAGGGCGAAAUGGAGAGGUUCACGUCUUGGGCACAACCAGGCAGUGUGCGACGUGUACUACGGUAUGAUUCCGACCCACCGUCCCCUCGUGACCAGCCGCCCAGCGUCCAUGGUACGGUGGAGUCCGAGCCCGUCAACAGGGAGUUCGUUGUCGAGGGCCGCUUGAUCAAGUGCUUCAUCUCGCGCCUAGAAAACCCGCUCCCCUCGCUCUGUGCAUCUCUAUCGACGCCUCCUCCCUCCAUUGUCUGCUCAGUCCCAGUCCGCCGCUGCUAUGGUGUUGAGGAAGAGCAACGCAAUGGUCGAUUUGGGGGGCUUGGAGGCCAUCGACUAGCCUACAAGAGCACCGUGCUGUUGGGCUAUGCUGAUGAGGGGAUGUCGAUGCUCCUCAGGUCUUGGUUCAGAGACAUGGAGAACGAGCAGGUGGCGCCUCCAGCGACAAGCCAGCCAACUUUGGGUGCUGCCGCUUCCAACCCUUUGUUGGUCGCUUCGUCCGGUCUCAUUGGCGCAGCCCUCGGUGAAGAGGACAUGCGCUUCUCCAGCAACGAAGCUGAGCUCGCUCAUGAGCUGCCGCCGGUGGCGGUUGACUUGUCUGGGACUAACGCGUUAUCUCCUCAUGAUGGAAUAAUACCAGAAGAUGACUGA